CAACAUAAAAGAUGCUGUAGACAAGCUUAACUUUCCCGCAUGUAUUUUGUAUUUGGCAUGUAAAUAAGACUACAUUUUAGUGGUAGACUGGUAGUUUAGCAGAUCUUAACCUUUUAGGCCUCCUUGACUUGGAUUAAGUCUAUGGUGGUUAUUCCAGGAAAGAAAAAGGCUGCUGGCGUAAGUUAUGAAGCCCUAAGCAAACAUGGCUACAAGGGUGGUUUUUCAGUCUUGGAUGUUCCUCCUCCAAGUACAGUUGCAAACCAGGAACAAGACUGGUCUUGGUCUGAUGGCAAGAAUCGUUCGACCAGCAAGGAUGCUGAAGAAACAUAUGAAGAACGUGAAAGGACAAGAGACGCAGUAGCUGAGGGUGAAAAACUGUUGAAUGUGCAGACGAGGAAGGAAAAGAAAAAUCUUUCUUUCUCACAAAAGGAAAAGAGGAAGAGAGAACUUGGUCAGGCCAGCAGGGGGAAGAGCUAUGUUGAAGAGGAGAAGAGGCUGCUGAGGGACCAGGGCGUCUACUCUGGUUUUGAUUCUUGAAAACAAAUGAAGUACUCUUAUCCCCUUGGUGUGAACUCAUGUUUACAUAAACUUGUUCAAAUAUCUUUAAAAAAAAAAAAAGAAUCCUCCUUAAAAGUGUUAGUGUGAUUUUAUGCUUGUGCAUGGAAGCCAGAAAGACACCAGAAUGAUGAUGACCUGCUGUCUUUAGCACAUUUUCUCUUCGUUUGAAGGCCCACCUUGCGCCUGCAUUAGCACGCAUGUACUUCACAUUCUUUGUUUCCUGCUUUUGAGAGCUUUCCUGUUUAUGGUUCA
Messenger RNA from Nymphaea colorata (pocket water lily), 810 nucleotides. RefSeq lists its product as uncharacterized. The transcript has a single exon. The record is from RefSeq and is a predicted model, not a curated record. Lineage: Eukaryota; Viridiplantae; Streptophyta; Magnoliopsida; Nymphaeales; Nymphaeaceae. The coding region runs from base 142 to 537 and encodes 131 amino acids.